Dibothriocephalus latus is the source of this 564-nucleotide messenger RNA. NCBI's taxonomy places the organism in Eukaryota, Metazoa, Platyhelminthes, Cestoda, Diphyllobothriidea, Diphyllobothriidae. The record is from the annotation of a GenBank genome assembly.
CAUGCUAGGAGACGCAGCGAAUCACCACUUAUCGUUCCGACUUCCGUCUUCGACACUCUUCAGCACCUGGCUCCGGAGGAUGUCAGUCUCGGCAGUGAACGAACUCCUACUUCACGGAAGUCCGAUGAUGCACCCGCGGCAGAACCAUCAAACAAGGACGCCGAUGCCGACUUAAAAAGGCUUGCAACGGCAGCUCACCAUAUGCGCAAGCUUCGGGCCUACUGUAGGUCACAGUUGAGACUGCUGUAUGAUCUGCAGAAACUGCGAGAUGCGCGUCGUCAACAAAUGACUAGUCAGGGUAGGAACUACAUUCAUACGAAGCCCGAGGUUCCUGAAACAAAAUCGAAAUCACGUGACGAUCUUCUGGGCUUCACAAAUGUUCCUGAACAUAUCCUAGACGCCCUGUUUGGCCGAAACCGUGCAGAUCCGAAUGAUCGGCAGGCUCGCUUCUACUGUCAAGCCAAUCGCAAUUUUUCUGAUUUCGUUCGAAUACGGUGGGUUAACUAUAGUUCUCCUGUUUCAGUGCACAGUUUUUGCUCCACCCUGUGGACCCUUGAGGAUUGA